Messenger RNA from Penicillium hordei, 1005 nucleotides. Its product is annotated as RNA-binding protein. The transcript is spliced from 3 exons. Lineage: Eukaryota; Fungi; Ascomycota; Eurotiomycetes; Eurotiales; Aspergillaceae. Gene Ontology annotation, molecular function: RNA binding. The record is from RefSeq and is a predicted model, not a curated record. Bases 1 to 1005 code for a protein of 334 amino acids.
AUGGGCGAUAAGCGCAAGCUCGUGCAGGAUGAGGUGGUCGAGCCUGAGGGCAAGAAGAUGAAGAAGGAGAAGAAAGACAAGAAAGACAAGAAGGAGAAGAAGGAGAAGCGCAAGGUGCAGGAGGAGUCCGAGGUUGUCGCUCCCGCCGAAACUGCUGCCCCGGCACAGGAAGAGGUGAAGGAGAAGAAGGAAAAAAAAGACAAGAAGGACAAGAAGGACAAGAAGGACAAGUCCGAGAAGAAGGAGAAAUCCGACAAGAAGGAGAAGUCUGACAAGAAGGAAAAGCGCAAGGCCGAGGAACCCGCCGCCGAGCCUGCUGCUCCCUCCGAGGACGCUAUGGAUAUUGACGUGACCCCUGCCGAGAAGGAGGACGCCGAUAAGAAGGAGAAGAAGGACAAGAAGAAGGCGAAGAAGGCGAAGAAGGAGAAGACCGAGCCCGUGGUUGAGGCCAAAGAAGAGCCCGCCGCUGAAUCCGCGGAGGCCGAGCAGGCCCAGAAGAGCUCCCGCUUUAUCUGCUUUGUUGGCAACCUUCCCUACUCCGCCAACCAUGAGUCUUUGAGCAAGCACUUCGAGAAGAACCCCCCGGCCACAAUCCGCGUCGCAACCAAGAAAGAAGACCCCAAGAAGUGCCGCGGCUUCGCAUUCAUUGAGUUUGACAACUAUGACCGCAUGAAGACCUGCCUCAAGUUGUACCACCACUCCACCUUCGACGACGGAAAGUACCCACCCCGACGCAUGAACGUCGAGCUGACUGCUGGCGGCGGCGGCGCCAAGUCUGAACAUCGCAAUGCCAAGAUCCAGGCCAAGAACGAGAAGCUCAACGAGGAGCGCCAGCGCCAGGCUAAGGAUAUCCAGAAGGACAAGAAGAAGCACGAGAAGAAGGCUGCCCCGGCUGGCGGCUCUGGUGCCAAUGCUGCUGGCUUGGAUGGCGCGGCUGAUAAUGCUGUCAGCGCUGACAACGAUCAGUGGGCUGGUUUGCACCCUAGCCGCAGAGGCCGUGUUUAA